Cryptomeria japonica (Japanese cedar) is the source of this 1435-nucleotide messenger RNA. RefSeq lists its product as uncharacterized. Bases 236 to 1435 code for a protein of 399 amino acids. The record is from RefSeq and is a predicted model, not a curated record. The transcript has 2 exons. Lineage: Eukaryota; Viridiplantae; Streptophyta; Pinopsida; Cupressales; Cupressaceae.
UAAUCUAUUCACCAACUAACGGACUGGUGAAUUAUUUCGCGCUUAGAUUCUAAUAAUCCAUUGGCUUUUGACAGAGAUGAGGUGCAGAGUGCACACUUGUAGAUUUGCCGACUUAAGUUUGGUGUAGAGAUAAGUGGAGUAUCUGCAGGACUUUUUCAAAUAGAAAUUUUAUCAUCUGCUCUCUGAGGUAAGCACAACUCUAACCUGUUCCAGUUUAUUGAAGGUGCAUUACAAAAUGAAGUUACAUGAGUGGGAGAGUUUGUUACCACAAUGGCUUGGAAAACCAGAGUUGCAGUGGUUUCAGUGGACUUAUGCUCUCUGGCAGAUAAUACGCUGCAAUCCACUCGCUCUCUUUGCAUUAUCCUAUUUGCCCUUUUGCCUUUGUCAAAUGUACAAGAAGAAAACAGUAGUAGUUCUGGGUGACACUACAGAUUAUCUUCUUCCAUACCCAGAAAGAGAGACCCAUUUGCGCAAUAAUGCUCACCGACUAGAAAACCUUGAGAUAUUAUGGGACAGAAGUUCUGGAGGCUGGUUUUAUGUGGUAAAGUAUUCUGGGCAUUAUUACUUCACAAAUCAGAAUAGCCUAUGUCAAUUGGCAAGAUGUGCUGAAAAACACGGUGAUAUCAAAGAAAACGUAAUAUUUGUUGAAAGGCUUCUCACAGUAACAGGCUCAUGGGCAGUCGGCAUGAAGAUAUCUCACACAGAGGCUUAUGAAAAGGUGUUCACAAAGCGUUAUCACUUUAGUAGAGGCGCUGAUGUUGUUCUCCCAACCAUCUUUGAUUACGUUGACUUGAGCAGCAAGAUCUGGGGGGUUUUGAGUACAAUUCCUAUACUGCUUCAGGCUAGAAAUUACAACAGGUUUUCGAAUUUAUUCAGUCUUUUGGUUAUUCUGUUAGAUUACAGUAGACAUACUUUGUAUAAGUUCUACGACAAAAUUUUCAUGAAAAUUACCGACUUUGUCAAACUCAACCUCUUCAAGGAACGGCAAGGCUUGUAUGACUUCUUCUCCAUAUUCAGUAAGCGCUGGAGAUACACUGACACUGUUAAAAGACAUGCUUAUGUCGCACAAAUUGACGAAAAGUUAAAAAUAAGGCCCUACUGUAAGCUGGAAGGUGUGGAUGACUUACAAGUUGAAAGAUGGGAUGAGUACGGUGGUGAUCCUAAUGAUCAGAACAUAUGCAUGGAGAUAGUCGAUGGUAGAGCUUCUGUCAGCCUUAUGCAAUAUUUCAUGCCAUAUGCAGAUGCAAUUUUACACAAGAAAGUGCUCGCUAGCCAUGGGGAACUCAAUUUGGGGCUUUUUUUUUUUUUUUUUCUGCAAUACGUAGCCCUGCCUGCAAAAUCAAGAAAACAUUUCCCAAAGUUUUCCAAAGAAAGUUCACAAGAUCCAAGCAGUCACAUCCGAGCAUUCACUGUUGCCUCUGGUUGUGCUUGUUGA